UUUCUUUUUGGAAUUUAGGGUUUGCUUUUAUUUAAGAAAUGACUUUGACUGAAAUUGAGAUUUGUUAUUUAGUUAUUUCUGAUUUCAGUGUUCAUUCUUCUUUGACUUUGUUUGUUAAUGCUGUUACUUGUUUAUUGCAUGAAGAAGAAUAAUGUGAGCGGAUGCUAGAAUUACUUAGUUUCCUAUAUUUAGUCGAAAGAGUCUUUCGGUACUAGGUUGAUUAGUGUCUUAAAGAUUAGAAGAGUGAAGAAUGUAGAAUGUAAUGUUAGGGCCUGUUUUCUCCGGCAUAAAACAGUUGAACUGAACUGAAAUGAAUAGUGAUAUGCGAGAGUAAAAGUAUUGUCAAGAGCUGAAUUGAACUGACUGAACUGAUUUGAAUAGUGAUAUGUGAGAGUAAAAGUAUUGUCAAGAGCUGAAUUGAACUAAACUGAACUGAUUUGAAAAUAAGUUGGGGAGAACAGACCCUUAGUAGAUGUUAGAUAACAACAGUAAGAAAGAGGUGAUUAGAACAUGUGAAGGGGCCAAUUUAAAUUUGAAUGCGAUUGACUUAAAUGAUGACGAGGAAAAUUAUGUUGUUCAUAGUGUUCAUUUUUUCGUAGUUUAUCUAUCAGAGUAGAAUUCUUGAAAUGUAGGUGAACAAAUCGCGCACAUUCUUGAGUGUGAUCCUUAUCGGUCAGGAGUGUAUAUCAUGUUCAUCGGAAAGCUACAGGAGUUGACUAACUAAUGGGUUUCAGUUUUUGAAACUUCGACAGGCAUAACCGCACAAUCACUUUAUAAAGUGUGGUAGGAUAGCAGCAGUGUAGAGUUGGGAACUGGAGCAAGUUAGAAGAGUCUAUGGUUGGAGGUUCUCGUAAUUAUCACAUACCAAGGUCCACAUAUAGCCACAUAUGACAUAUCUUAAUGCAACUAAUACUCGUAGCUUCAGUAUUAAUUACAGUGUCGCUCUCUCAUCACUAUUGACGGUAUUGGCAGUAGCAGUACCAACUUGUACGUUAAUUACAUGUCGAUGGCAACAACGAGUUGUUCCCACUUGCUUUUUCCAUUGUUGAAGCAUAGAACAUUACUAGUAGUUUGCCAUGGUUCAUGGCAGGUAUAAGGAGAUUAGUCACCAAAUAAUAAUUCUCUGUUUGAUUUGAAAUAACAUUGGUUUUCAUGCUGCAUUUGCCUCUUGGCUUCGAAUACAAAACUCAAUUUUGGAACAAAGAAUUGAAAGAACUGUGUAUUUGGACAACCUUCCAAUGUUAAGAUGUAUGAGAAUUCCUCAAAUAGUGAGGUUCUCAUUGAAGAAAUGGAAGACCAAGAAGAUGACGGCGAUGAGCUGUUUGAAAUAGAAGCUGAUGACAAUGAACGUGAAGGUCGCCAUGGAUUUGUAAUUGAGGGUGAUGACCAUGAGAAUGAUGGUGAACAAUUUUUUGAGAUUGAUGCCAAUAUACAUGAGGGAAAUGAGCAGGUGCUGGAUCUUGAAGCUGAGGACCACUGCAGUAAUAGUCAACAGUUCCUUGAGGUGAGGGAUCAUAAUGCAGAAAAUGACACCUUUCAAGUGCUUGAUCUUGAUGGCAAUGACCAGGAACAUAACCAGGGAAACAAUAUGAUGGGUAUGGAUGAUGAAGACGGGUUAUCUAAAGAGAAGUAUUACCAUCCACCCGCUGUGGGCAUGGAGUUCGAAUCCUAUGAUGAUGCUUAUAACUACUAUAACUGCUAUGCUAAGGAAUUGGGUUUUGCUAUCAGGGUGAAAUCCUCAUGGACAAAACGCAACAGCAAAGAAAAGCGUGGUGCAGUACUCUGCUGCAAUUGCGAGGGUUUCAAAACAUUGAAAGAAGCAACCUGCCGCAGGAAGGAAACAAGGACAGGUUGUCUAGCAAUGAUAAGGUUGAGGUUGGUGGAAACAAAUAGAUGGCGGGUCGAUGAAGUUAAACUUGAACACAAUCAUUUAUUUGAUCCUGAAAGGGUGCAGAACUCCAAGUCACACAAGAAAAUGGAAGUAGGGUCAAAAAGAAACUUAGAGCCAACUGUUGAUGUAGAAGUACGAACCAUCAAGUUAUACCGUACUUCUGUAAUUGAUGCAGCCAAUUCUUGGACUUCAAGCUCCAGGAGAACAGAGAAUAGUAACCACAUUCAGUCCUGCUGCUUGCAGCUCAAAGCUGCAGAUUCACAAGCAAUACACGGUUUUUUUUGUCAGAAACAGCUAACAAGUCCAAAUUUCUUUUACAUUAUGGAUUUGAAUGAUGAAGGUCAAAUGAGGAAUGUAUUUUGGAUAGACCCCAAAGCAAGAGCUGCGUACAGUUACUUUGGGGAUGUUGUGGCUGUUGAUACAACAUGUUUGUCAAACAAAUAUGAGAUACCACUUGUGGCUUUCAUUGGAAUUAAUCACCAUGGGCAGUCUAUUUUGCUUGGUUGUGCUUUCAUUGCAGAAGAAACUGUGGAAACCUAUAUAUGGCUGUUUAGAACGUGGCUUACAUGCAUGUUAGGACGGCCUCCUCAAACUAUUAUCACAGACCGAUUCAAGAACAUUCAAAGUGCGAUUUCUGAUGUGUUUCCUCGGGUCCAUCAUCGGUUUUGGUUGCCACAAGUGAUGCAAAACAUUCUUCUCAACAUGGGCCAACUACAAGAAUCUGAAGCAUUCCAAUCAAUCUUGAAUGUAACAGUUUACAGGUCUCUGAAAAUUGAUGAAUUUGAGUCUUCAUGGGACAACAUGAUAGAGCAGUUUGGCACUAGGGAUCAUGAGUGGCUUCAGAUCUGUUAUGAAGAUCGAGAAAAAUGGGCCCCAGUUUACCAGAGGGAUACAUUUCUUGCAGGACUUUUUGCUGCUCAAGUAGGUGAAUCCUUCAUUCCCUUUUUUGCUGGUCAUGUCCAUGAAAGAACCUCUAUAAAAGAAUUCUUCGACUUUUAUGAUGUUAUCAUGCAAAAGAAACGACUAAGGGAAGCACUCGAUGAUCUUGAGUCCAGUGGAUCCAACCUAUUGCUAAGAACAAGAUGCUACUAUGAGCUACAACUAUCCAAAUUCUAUACUAAAGAAAUAUUUGAAAAAUUCCAAGUUGAAGUCGAGAUGAUGGCUUGUUGUGUGACCAUUAAUCAAGUUCAUACUUCUGGGCAUGUCUGUACUUAUGUUGUAAAGGAACAUGAGAAUGGAGGCAUCAAGGAGCUCAGAAGCUUUGAGGUGAUGUACGAUAAAGCAACAGUUGAAGUCCGGUGUGUAUGUGGUGGUUUUAACCUUAAUGGCUAUCUUUGUAGGCAUGCCUUGAGCGUCCUCAACCACAACGGUGUGGAGGAGAUACCAUUCUCUUAUAUUCUCCAACGAUGGAGGAAGGACUGUAAGCGCUUGUACGUGCCGGAUAUUAGAUCUAAUGCCAUUGAUAUAACCAAUCCUACUCAAUGGUAUGAACAUUUGCACAAACGAGCAAUGCAAGUAGUUGAAGCAGGUGUGGUGUCUCAAGAUCAUUAUAUGGUGGCUUGGCAAGCCUUUUUGGAGUCCUUAAAUAAAGUUCGCCUCACGGAAGAGAAGCAUGUGUGAUGUAUAAUAUUUUUCAAAAUGUAAAGUUGAUUUUAGUAACGUGGUUGUGUGAAAUAGGGAAAAUAUCAAUUGAAACUUGGCAUUCUGAGCUAUAUGUGCAUUCCCAAAAAAAAAUUAACCCGAAAGAAAAUGCAGAGCAUCAUUCACUCACUGAUGAUCUAAUUGAUGAGUCCGGAUCCUCUGGAGUUUUAGUGGAGCUCAUAAAUUGUGGUGAUUGUAAUGAUUUAUAGUAUGUAAUUUUUGUAUAAAAAGUAAUUUAUCAAUGCGGGAUCUUGUUUACUUC
Beta vulgaris subsp. vulgaris (sugar beet) is the source of this 3794-nucleotide messenger RNA. Its product is annotated as protein FAR1-RELATED SEQUENCE 8. Gene Ontology annotation, biological process: regulation of DNA-templated transcription. Gene Ontology annotation, molecular function: zinc ion binding. Bases 1247 to 3511 code for a protein of 754 amino acids. The record is from RefSeq and is a predicted model, not a curated record. The transcript has 2 exons. NCBI's taxonomy places the organism in Eukaryota, Viridiplantae, Streptophyta, Magnoliopsida, Caryophyllales, Amaranthaceae.